AUGGCCGCUCCUCCCCGAAAGGGCGAGAACUGGGAGCUGCGCCAGCAGCUCAACAGCGAGUACCGUGACAAGCGCGCGGACGCGAUCAAGCGUGUUAUUGCAAACCAUACCAUUGGAAAGGACUGCAGUGGCCUCUUCCCGGAUGUCGUCAAGAACAUGCAAACAGACGACCUCGAGCAGAAGAAGCUAGUCUAUCUUUACCUCAUGAACUAUGCCAAGACGCAGCCUGAGCUUGUCAUCCUCGCCGUCAACACCUUUGUCAAGGACGCAGCCGACCCGAACCCGCUCAUUCGAGCAUUGGCCAUCCGCACAAUGUCGGUUCUCCGCGCCGACAAGAUUCUCAACUACCUCGCGUCGCCGCUCUCGCGUUGCUUGAAGGACGAGAACCCCUACGUCCGCAAGACUGCUGCUCUGUGUGUUGCCAAGGUGUUCGACCUCAAGCCCGACAUGUGUAUCGAAUACGGCUUUGUGGAGACGCUCCGUGACCUCAUUGGCGACGGCAACCCCAUGGUCGUCGCCAACGCCGUCACCGCCCUGGCCGACAUUCACGAGGCUUCUCUCAACAUGGCGCCUCCCGAGUCGUCGCCCGAGGGUUCGUCGCCAAAUUCAGCUCGCCUGAACAACCAGCUCUUCAUUAUUGACCACGCCACCCUGGCCAAGCUUCUGGUUGCCCUCAACGAGUGUUCCGAGUGGGGCCGUAUCGCCAUCUUGUCAACGCUGGCGCGCUACCGCACAACCGAUGUCGAAGAGGCCGAGCACAUUUGCGAGCGUGUCAUGCCCCAGUUCCAGCACGCCAACGCCGCUGUGGUGCUCGGUGCCGUCAAGGUCAUCAUGAUCCACAUCAAGAACGUGCAGCGCGAGGACUUGCUCAAGUCUCUCACUCGCAAAAUGGCUCCUCCUCUUGUCACCCUCAUCUCGCAGGCACCAGAGGUUCAGUGGGUUGCGCUUCGCAACAUCAACCUCCUGCUCCAGAAGCGUCCAGAGAUCCUUGCCAACGAGAUGCGCGUCUUCUUCUGCAAGUACAACGACCCUCCGUAUGUCAAGGUCGAAAAGCUCGACAUUAUGGUCCGUCUUGCCACUGAGCGCAACGUGGACAUUCUCCUGGGCGAGCUCAAGGAGUAUGCCUCCGAGGUCGACGUCGACUUUGUGCGCAAGUCGGUCCGUGCGAUCGGCCAGGCGGCUAUUAAGAUUGAGUCGGCGGCGGAGCGUUGCGUCAGCGUCCUGAUGGACUUGAUCGAGACGCGUGUGAGCUAUGUUGUGCAGGAGGCCGUUAUCGUCAUCAAGGACGUCUUUAGAAAGUACCCUCACAGCUACGAGGGCAUCAUCCCCACGCUGUGCGCCAACCUCGACGAGCUGGACGAGCCCGAGGCACGUGUCAGUCUCAUCUGGAUUAUUGGCGAGUAUGCGGAGAAGAUUGAGAACGCCGACGAGCUGCUCGGCACCUUCCUGGACACGUUCAAGGAGGAGAGCUACGCCGUCCAGCUGCAAACCUUGACCGCUAUCGUCAAGCUGUUCCUUAAAAAGCCAGACCAGUCGCAGGGUAUCGUCCAGCGCGUGCUGCAGGCCGCCACCAAGGACUGCGACAAUGCCGACGUCCGGGAUCGCGCAUACAUUUACUGGCGACUGCUCUCGUCCGACCCCGCCGCUGCCAAGUCGGUCGUCCUGGCUGUCCGUCCACCCAUCAACUUGCCGCAGCGCACUGUGCCGCCCGCAAUCCUCGAGGAGCUCAUCAGCGAGAUCUCGUCGCUGGCAAGUGUCUACCACAAGCCAGCCGCGACCUUUAUCGGCAAGGGCCGCCUUGGCGCCGAGGAGAUGAAGCGCACGGUCGAGCCCGAGGAGGACACUGCGCGCGAGCGUGCGCUCCAGACUGUGGUUGCGGGCCAGCAGGCCGAGAACCUGCUCGACUUUGACGCCGACGAGCCCGAGUCGGGCGCCAGCGACGGUCUGGCAGGUCUCGGCUCGCUCAGCACCGGCAGCAGCGUGAUCAGCUCACAGGCGAUCGCGUCGGCCGCCAAGUCGACCAACCCGCUAGACGAGCUCAUGGACCUCUUCUCGACGGCCAGCAUGGCCACCCCCGCCGCACCACUCGCCCCCGGUGCCGGUUUGGAGGGCCUCGCCAACUCGGUCUCCCCGCCCACCACUCUCUCCCCCUCUCCGGCUACCCCCACGGCUGCCCCUGCGGCAACAGCUGGCGGCGCCCAGGAUGAUCUCCUGGGGUUGUUCUAG
Messenger RNA from Apiotrichum porosum, 2226 nucleotides. It is a transcript of the gene APL2, whose product is annotated as beta-adaptin. The transcript is spliced from 7 exons. The coding region runs from base 1 to 2226 and encodes 741 amino acids. Lineage: Eukaryota; Fungi; Basidiomycota; Tremellomycetes; Trichosporonales; Trichosporonaceae. Gene Ontology annotation, biological process: vesicle-mediated transport; intracellular protein transport. Gene Ontology annotation, cellular component: membrane coat. Gene Ontology annotation, molecular function: clathrin binding. The record is from RefSeq and is a predicted model, not a curated record.